GUCCUGGGUGUGCCCGCCUGCUUGCUUUGCUGCACAGAGCAGUUGCAUCGCCCUCGCCGAGAGGGCGUCGGCAUCCAUUGGCAUGCUGCUGCUGCUGUGUGAUGAUGAGUCGAGCUGCAUUACGCAACCCCCUUACUGGGCCCUCGGUCUCACCGCCAGCCGUCGAGGACCUGAUGGCCAUCAUAUCACCGCCACGGCCCCUGACAUCUCGGGACCACUUGGGCUUGUUCACGCGCGUCGUCCUUCCUGUCAUGGACAGGUCCCUGGUGGCACCAAGCGAUGGGAGCACACAUACCAGACAAGGUUCAACCGCCGUUGGCCACCCCCAGUGGGGGGUGCUGGGUGUGUGGUUGUGCGUGUUUGCGUGUGUGUGUGUGUGUGGCAACGCAACUGCUUUUUGGCGCGGUCGACUAUACCAAGCACUAGUUUGCAAGCUACAUGCCACGCCAGAGGUUGUCAUCUCCGGCCUCUCUGAUGUCAAAGUCUGGGCCGGCGUGGACAAGUACGUGUGCCCGAUAUGUAUUUGAUAUGCUCUCUGGGGCAGAUUUACAACGGCCGCCCCUGAGAAAUUGCCACCGGCCCCCUGGCGAGCUUCGAGUUUGCUUUAUUCUUUAUUCGCACACACCGUACAAAAAGUCCCCGACUGAGCGGUGAAUGACUCAUAGCUUGUAUGCUCCCAGCCAGAGUACAAGGCGUUUAGAUGGAUGGCUUCGAGGCGGGCGAGAUGCUGGGCACGUUCCUGGUGGGUGAGUGGCACAAGCCACGGGUUUUGGUACUUGCCCCUGAAUAGUUCCCAGAUCUUCUGUAGACUGUGCUGUCACGGAAAGACCAAGUGGGCAGGUCUUGGUACUGUUGAGUGCAGAAAAGGGGGUGGGACGGUUGUUGGAAACGACAUUGGAGCCUGUCUAUCUGACAUCUUCCACUGGUGUCAAAGGUUGAGAGGCCAUCUGGUGGAUGUGAAGGGAGGCAGAACAGUAGGAAUCCACGCUUGCUUUUCACCUGUUCCUAUGCUGAGUGCUUUGCCUUCUGGUCUCGGUAACCGUCUUGCGGAAGACGAGGUGCCAGUGCUGUCCAUACAUACGCUG
Molecule: messenger RNA, 1085 nt
Organism: Microdochium trichocladiopsis
Lineage: Eukaryota; Fungi; Ascomycota; Sordariomycetes; Xylariales; Microdochiaceae
Exons: 1
Coding region: 102-527 (141 amino acids)
Source: RefSeq, a predicted model, not a curated record